AUGGGGGGCUUUGACGCGCAUCUUAGGCGUAUCCUAGGCAAUGAAGCCCUGGAAAAAGUUAAGAAGUCACGUGUCCUGCUUGUUGGCGCCGGUGGAAUCGGGUGCGAGCUUUUGAAGGACCUCAUUCUUAUGAACUACGGAGAAAUCCACGUGGCCGACCUUGACACAAUUGACCUAUCUAACUUAAACAGACAGUUUUUGUUCCGUCAGAAGGAUAUCAAGAAGCCCAAAUCCCUGACGGCAGUUAAAGCUGUCGAAUCGUUCAAUCAUGCGUCCAAGUUGGUGGCAUAUCACGGAAAUAUCACUGACGCAAACACUUACCCACUCGACUGGUUCUGCCAGUUCGACACCAUUUUCAACGCGUUAGAUAAUCUUGAAGCCCGUGUGUAUGUCAACCGCAUGGCCCUUUUUGGUAAUAUUCCCCUGAUGGAAAGUGGGACCUCCGGUCUGAAUGGCCAGGUGCGACCCAUUCUUCCUUACCAAUCAGAGUGCUUUGAAUGUACACCGGUAGAGGCUCCCAAGACGUUUCCCGUUUGCACAAUUCGUUCAACUCCAUCGAAACCCAUUCAUUGUAUCAUCUGGGCCAAGAACUUUUUGUUCUCGCAACUUUUCGGUGAAGAUGGAGAGCAGGAACAGCUCAGCGCUGCUGAUCUGGAUACUGAAGAUGACGCUGAAGUUGAGGCCUUGCUUAAGGAAAGCAACGAAUUACUGGAUUUGAAGCGGUUAAUAAAGGAGGCUGGUGAGACCAGCAAUGAUGAAUUUGUCUUUUCCAUUGUCACUAAGAUUUUCAAGGAGGAUAUAGAAAGACUUUUGCGGAUCCAAUCAUUGUGGAAAAGCGGAGCCAAGCCAGAACCACUCGAUGUUGACUCUACCAGGUUGCAGCUUCAAGAUGUUUCCUCAGAUGUCCUCGCCAAUGACCAGGGAGUCUGGACUCUUAUUGAGAGUCUUUAUGUCCUCGUGGACUCCACCAAGCGACUUACCAAAAGAUGGGCUUCUGAAAGAAACAUUCCCUUCGAUAAAGACGACAAAGACACUCUCGAUUUUGUGGUUGCAGCCUCGAAUCUCCGUUCAUACUGCUUUCAUAUUGAAGCUCUUUCAAGGUUCAAACUCAAGCAAAUAGCAGGCAACAUCAUUCCUGCCGUGGCCACUACGAACGCCAUAAUGGCAGGACUCAGUUGUUUGCAGUCGAUCAACCUUCUUACCGCAAAUCCCUUUACACAGCUACGUAUGGCAUUUGACUCUAACUACCCUGAUCGAUUUGUUGUUCCGUCUUCUUUAUCAAAGCCCAGCCCAGCUUGCGGUGCAUGUUCGCUAAGACGCGGCGUUUUAAAACUUCAUCCUACCUCAACUUUGGGGCAGGUUCAUGAUGCCAUAGUGGAAAAGUACAAGUUUCCAGACGACAUCUCGAUUAUCGCCAAGUCCCGACUCAUAUACGACGAUGACUUCGAUGACAAUCUUGUCAGGACCGUUGAAUCACUUGGAAUCGGAUUGGGAACUACGCUGUUUGUGUCUGAUCUCGACGACGACUUUGAGGGAAUCGCUCUGUAUGUUACCAACGGUACAGGUGAAGGCAACGAUGUUGAGUGCGCAACAGACUUCGAGCUCGUUCCCAAACGCGAGCCUGCAACUGCUGAUGAGGGUGUUGAUGACGAUUUUGAGGAGAUUGUUGAUGACGAUCUAACAGUAAUUGAGGACAGGAAACACACUUUAGACGCCAGUGAGGAGGGCACGCCGAAGAAGGUCAAAAGGAGUUGA
This is a messenger RNA of Kuraishia capsulata CBS 1993, 1755 nucleotides long. RefSeq lists its product as uncharacterized. Bases 1 to 1755 code for a protein of 584 amino acids. Gene Ontology annotation, cellular component: cytoplasm; SUMO activating enzyme complex. Lineage: Eukaryota; Fungi; Ascomycota; Pichiomycetes; Pichiales; Pichiaceae. Gene Ontology annotation, biological process: protein sumoylation. Gene Ontology annotation, molecular function: SUMO activating enzyme activity. The transcript has a single exon. The record is from RefSeq and is a predicted model, not a curated record.